AUGGAUAUUGAGCAUUAUGUGUUAGCUGUAUUUAUAGCUAUUGCUAGCGCAUUGGUUUUGGUACCAUCGUUGAAGCCAAUUUUUAAAAUAUCCUUACUACUAAUUACACUAACACUGAUGGCCCAAGUAUUGCGACGUAUGUUUGGCCUUCCAUCUAAUGUUCCUGCCGCUAGCGAGUUCUUCAAAGGUUUUCGUGUUGGUGGACAUCGAGGUGCACCGAAAGUUGCUCCUGAAAAUACGAUUGAAUCGUUUGAAAAGGCAAAAUUAUCAGGUAUGGAUUUGGUAGAAUUUGAUUUAACGUUAACGAAGAAUGGUAUUGUGGUGAUCAUGCAUGAUGACGAUCUAAUGAGGACAUGUGGUGAACCAGGAUUGAUUGCAUCCUUUACUUUAGAAGAAUUAGGAAACAAAAAUGCCGGGAAGACGUUCCAAUCAUUAGGUUCAUUUGAUAGCCAAACGGCUUCGAAAGUUUAUCAUAUACCAACUCUGGAGGCCACCGUGAAAUAUUGCCGAGAAAACAACUUAAAAAUGCUAUUCGAUGUGAAAGAUAGCAGCUCCGAGAUGGUUUCUCAAAUAGUAUCAAUAAUAUCAUCUAAUAAUUUGUACGGUGAUGUGAUCGUUUCUUCGUUUUUUCCUUGGGUUCCAUAUGCUGUCAAGAAAAUUGAUCCCAAUAUAUUAACUGGCGUUACAUGGCGUCCAUAUUUUGCAACAUAUAAAGAUUUGGAGUGUUGCAUUCCACGAUUCUCUGGACUGAAGCAUUUUUUGGCAUUGCUGUUAGAUUAUAUUAACAUGAAACUAUUGGACAGUUUUCUACCACAGUUCCUGGGAGUUGAAAUGCUACUCCUUUAUGAGAAAGAAAUAUCUAGCGGGCUGGUAGAUAGGAUGAAGAACUUGGACAUUCAGGUGGUUGCAUGGACGGUUAAUGAUCCUCGUCAAAUGCUUUAUUUGAUCGAUACAUUGCAAGUUCCUUUUCUAACAGAUCUACCUCAUGUAUACAAAGAUUUAAAAACUAUACGAAUGGAAAUACAGAGCAAGGAUGGAAUCAAGAACUAA
Brugia malayi is the source of this 1050-nucleotide messenger RNA. Its product is annotated as Glycerophosphoryl diester phosphodiesterase family protein. The record is from RefSeq and is a predicted model, not a curated record. The transcript is spliced from 8 exons. Gene Ontology annotation, biological process: lipid metabolic process. Gene Ontology annotation, molecular function: phosphoric diester hydrolase activity. Bases 1 to 1050 code for a protein of 349 amino acids. Lineage: Eukaryota; Metazoa; Nematoda; Chromadorea; Rhabditida; Onchocercidae.